CACACAUCGGCUCUCGUCACUCGUUUUUUGUUUCCUUGCCCCCCAGCUGGUGCGACCCUCCCCUCUUUCUCUCUUUCUGUGGCUCUCGUCGGCCCAUACUCCCGUCCUCUCUCCUCCCGACCGGUCGUGAGCGUUGCUGGUCUGGUCUGGUCUGGUGAGCGAUGUGUUGCUCCGUGGGUUUCGCCCGGUCUCUGGGUCUGGCCCUGCUGCCUCUGGCCCUCUGCUGCAUCGUGUCCAACCUGCUGCUGCUGUUCCCCAUGGGCGAGAUCACCUACGUCCAGCAGGACCGCCUGGCCAGCUACAUCUGGUACUUUGGUGGACUUGGGGGAGGGGGAGCACUGAUGCUGGUUCCAGCUGUGGUCUUCAUCACUCUGGGGAAAUGUAACUGUUGUUGGAAUGAGAGUUUAAUGAUGUGCGGGUCGGUGUUGGCAGCUGUGGUCGGCCUGGUGGGGUCCGCUUACUGUUUCGUCAUGUCAGGAUUUGCCUUGCUGCAGGGCCCGCAGUGCUUCACCUCGUUAGGAUGGUCGUACCCCUUUGCAGACCAGGGGGGCAGGUAUCUCUUCCAACCAGAGACGUGGUCCCGGUGUCUGCAGCCGGUCCACAUCGUGGAGUGGAACGUGACCCUGCUGUGUGUGUUACUGGGCCUGGCCGCGCUCGAGUUCAUCGUCUGCCUCCUGCAGCUGGGCAGCGGUUUAGUGAACGCCGUGUGCCGGCCCUGCUGCUACAAGCAGGAGUACAGCCUCAACACGUAGACCCACCGGCACAUGUGUGUCGUAGUACCCGCAGAGAGAUACCAGUGCACACGGCGACAAAGCACACACACUCAACAUGUAUGCACACACACACACACACACACACACACACAGGACAUUAAUGGACAUAAUCGCAUAAGUGGAAAUUCUGCCCUGUUAAAGCGGCAACAAUCACCAUGCGCUCAAUGAUGAUGAUGAUGAUGAUGAUGAUGAGCUAUUCUGGUGCAGUAAGUCUCACCAUUUAAAAAGCAACAGGUUAUAUUAGCCCAUAAUAAUGUGUUUGAGUGUGUGUCCUGACUCCUCCAUAGAAACUAUUAUAAACUAAAAUAAGAAAGAUAAAGUAGAGCAUCCUUGAUAAUGACAAUAAUAUUAUUAUGAAUAAUAACGGGAGAUAUAUGGCAGAGGUUUCCCUUAAGUAACUAGCAGUGUGUGAACAUUUCAUGAGCCCUAUAUUUUGUUUACAAAAAAAAGAAUAUAUAAAAAAACCGUUCUUAGACUUGAGUGACAAUUAUUCGCUUCAUGAAAUCUAUAUUCAUAAUGUCAGGGUUGCUCACUUUCUUUGUUAUUAUUAUUGGCGGGAUACUUUCUGUACCUUCAGAAACCCAACAACUACACUACCGCUUUAUUAUUGCUACAAGAGAUGAUAUUACCCUUCAAGCCAAUGUUAUUAAACUAGGAGAAUUAAGAUGGCGCCCGCAUAUUGUUUGAUAAUAAACAAGCUUGUGUCCUUAUUGGUGGUGUCCUUGCAACGAGAGAUGCUCAUUCAGAUUAUUAAGUUGGUUAUCUCGAUGAACCAGGAAGGAGUUGUUGUUGUUGUUGUUGUUGUUGUAUACACUGAUAGAUCACUUAAGGAUUACAAACAGAUUUGUGUGUGUGUUUGUACAUUUGUUUUUAUUUUCAGAGCAUUUUGUUGUAAUUUGUUUUUCUUUGUGUCUAUUGGAAGCCAGAUCAGUGUAAACAGACAUUUUAUAUAUAUUUUAGUGACAUAUUUAUAUAAUGUUUGUAUGUGCCGCCUUUAAUAAAAAAAUGACUUUC
Messenger RNA from Pseudoliparis swirei, 1787 nucleotides. RefSeq names its product transmembrane 4 L six family member 18 (gene tm4sf1). The record is from RefSeq and is a predicted model, not a curated record. Lineage: Eukaryota; Metazoa; Chordata; Actinopteri; Perciformes; Liparidae. Gene Ontology annotation, cellular component: membrane. The transcript is spliced from 4 exons. The coding region runs from base 162 to 752 and encodes 196 amino acids.